This is a messenger RNA of Phaeodactylum tricornutum CCAP 1055/1, 2013 nucleotides long. RefSeq lists its product with no specific name. NCBI's taxonomy places the organism in Eukaryota, Bacillariophyta, Bacillariophyceae, Surirellales, Neidiaceae. The record is from RefSeq and is a predicted model, not a curated record. The transcript has 3 exons. Gene Ontology annotation, molecular function: protein kinase activity; ATP binding. Gene Ontology annotation, biological process: protein phosphorylation. Bases 328 to 2013 code for a protein of 561 amino acids.
UGAGCCAUCCAUCAAAUGGAGUAAAGUACGUCAACGACUCCUUUGACAGUCCGUGAGAAUCUCAUUGUGAACUUUCUCGGCCCAUACAAUGAUCCUCUCGCAUUUACAGUGACAGUGAAAAAGACGUGUUACCUCUACAUUGGAUGGAUAGUUUGAUGGUUGUCUGUCUUUUAUCGAGUGCGGACGGAUUAAAGACCACAAAAUCACGUGGCAGGCUUAGGCUUCGGAAUGGUAUGAGACCUCAUUUCAUUCUUGAAUGUGCUUUGGCUGCAAAAAUUGUUGACGAGCCUUCUGCCUUUCCCGGUUGACCUUGGUGCACAUCUGACUAUGAAGAAACAAAUCGGUGUUCUGUUCGUUUUAUUGCACCUGUGUAACGCGUCGUCUAGAUCCGUAGUUGCGGCUGCAAAUGUUCGUACAAACCAGAAGUGCUCGACAAAGACUCGUGAACCACCUUUCGGUAAAUGGAUUGAGGAGGCGCGGCUCUUGGGAUGUUGCUCGCCACUGAUUUCUGCAUCAAUGUUUGGUGCGGCAAGUGCAGUACUACUUGCUGGAACCGCAAUGGAGCCAGUCUCAAGAGCUCUUUACUUUUGGAGGACAGCCGGGCCCGCAAUUUUCCAUUAUAAAUUUACGCAGUGGUGGUUGGAGGCAUCCAAGGCUGACAUAGAAAAGCGCGAUCUAGUUUACGAAAGCUUGCACGAUCGAUAUGCUGAACCCGCCUUGAAGAUGAUGAUUCGCCAAAAAGGUCUGUACGUGAAACUCGGACAGGUUCUUUCCUCGCGACCAGACUUUUUACCAUCCCAGUACAUCGAACGUUUCGCAACUGUUCAAGAUUCGAUACCGCAAUGGCCUAUCGACCAGGUACGCGCGAUAGUGGAGAAGUCCUUGAUAGUCGAACUCGGCCUGUCUUGGGGGGACGUCUUCGAAUCCAUGGAUGAUAUAGCACUUGGGUCGGCAAGCAUUGGGCAAGUCCACAGAGCCGUGUUGACCGAGAAGUGGGCCAAAACUACAGGAUACAGAGGAGAUAAAGAAGCGGCUGUGAAAGUCAUGCAUCCCAACUCCCAAAAGCUAUUUGCAUAUGAUUUUGAUGUGUUUCGAUGGGUUUGCCGUAUUGCAUUACCCGGUUGGAAAGGUUUCUUGGACGAGCUCGAGCGAAGAAUCAUGAGCGAGUUCGACUAUCGGCACGAAGCCACUUCGUUGGAUGAAGUUCGUUCUCCGUACAAAUCUAGAGUUUAUAUACCGCAACCUUUACAGGAGCUCUGUUGCCGUCAUGUGCUUGUAAUGGAGCUUCUAAAAGGGCGGAAAUUAGUGGACUCCUUUGAGGACGGCCUGGCGAAUGCGAUGGGAGGGCAUGAUCUUGCCAAAGCAUAUUUGGCGAAGAAACAAAGAGAAAUAUUGCUAGGUUCUUGCGAUGGUACAGAUUAUGACGCCAUCUGGCGGCUACCCAUAGUCAACAAACUCAAACUUUUGUGGCUGAGAAGAGUGGCAUCCAAAUACAUCGAUCUUUUGCUAGACGUCCACGGGUACCAAAUCUUUCAGAACGGAUGCUUUAACGGAGAUCCUCAUCCUGGAAACUGUUUGCAACUAGAGGAUGGACGUCUUGGCUUGAUUGACUUCGGUCAAACCCGCCGUCUUACAGAGACAGAAAGAUACGAUUUGGCCCGAAUUGUAUGUGCUUUAAAUGAUCCUUCCACGGAUGCUAUCGGAAUUGAUUACGCAAUGCAAACGGCUGGCUUUCAACUCAGAGACGCAAGUGCGGAGAUGAUGGUCAAAUAUGCUACGAUUUUCUUUGACUCUGACGAGGAUAGCAAACACCUGGGCUUCGCAACACCACAACUUUAUUUUGCUAGUUUAAUGGCAACCAAUCCUUUGGUUGUCAUUCCAGAUUCAGCUGUGUUUGUCGCUAGGACGAGCUUCUUGUUCCGUGGCAUCGGUAGUGGUGUCGGCUCCGGCCCACUGAGAACUUCACAAAGGUGGCAAGAGCAUGCUGCUGCUGCAAUUAGCCAGGUCUCAUAG